AUGAAUGACAACCAUGUUGGUAUUGACGUCAACAGUCUCCGCUCCAUACAAUCCCAUGAUGCCGGUUUCUACCAUGACAAGAAUGGCACCUUCCAGAGUUUGAGUCUCGAUAGCCAAGAGGUGAUGCAGGUGUGGGUGGACUACCAUGGAGAGAAGAUGCAGAUUGAUGCCACCAUGGCUCCUCUCGGCAUGGCCAAGCCUACAAGACCAAUAGUAUCAGCCAACUACAACCUCUCAAGCGUGCUCACAGAUGUGGCAUACAUCGGCUUCUCAUCUGCAGAAGGCAAGAUAACGAAGCACUAUGUGCUCGGUUGGAGUUUUGGCAUGAACAGUCCUGCUCCAGCUAUCAAUCUCACCAUGCUGCCAAAACUACCUCUUGAUCCUCAUACCAAGAAUCGACGUCGUCUACCAGUAUUGCAGAUCAUUCUACCACUUGCAACAGCAGCACUCAUCCUGUCUGUGGCUGCCGUUAUUUCCCUGCUUGUGCGGAGGCAUUUCAGGUAUGCAGAAGUACGUGACGACUGGGAGGUCGAAUUCGGCCCACACCGCUUCUCGUACAAGGAUUUGUUCCGUGCAACAGAAGGAUUUGACAACAAAAACCUCCUAGGGGCCGGAGGAUUUGGAAGAGUAUACAGAGGAGAGCUGCCAAGCUCCAAACUAAGGAUAGCUGUGAAGAGGGUGUCGCACGACUCCAGGCAAGGCAUGAAGGAAUUCAUUGCAGAAAUUGUCAGCAUUGGCCGCCUUCAGAAUCCAAAUCUUGUGCACUUGCUUGGCUAUUGCAGACGUCAAGGUGAGCUCCUGUUAGUGUAUGAGUACAUGCCCAAAGGAAGCCUCGAUAAGUACUUGUAUGGUGAAGUGGACAACUCCACAUUAAGUUGGGACCAAAGGAUUUGGAUCAUUAGGGGCAUCGCAUCUGCACUGAUUUAUCUCCACGAGGAGUGGGAGAAGGUAGUUGUCCACCGAGACAUCAAGGCAAGCAAUGUGCUCCUCGAUGAUGAGUUGAAUGCACGGUUGGGUGAUUUCGGUCUAGCAAGGUUGUAUGAUCAUGGCGUUGAGCAAGAAACUACUCGUGUUGCUGGCACCAUUGGAUACAUUGCUCCGGAGCUAGCACGCACGGGCAAGGGUACUCCUCUUACCGACGUAUUUGCCUUUGGUGUAUUUAUUCUGGAGGUCACUUGUGGACAAAGACCUAUCAUGCAGAGCACACAAGAUGAGCUGGUCAUGUUGGUUGAUUGGGCGCUUGAGCAUGUGCAACAAGGGUCACUAGAUGAUGCAAUAGAUAUAAGACUUAAAGGGCAGUACAAUGUCAGCGAGGCACAUCUGGCACUGAAGCUAGGACUACUGUGCUCACACCCAUUUGCAUGUGCAAGGCCUAGCAUGCGGCAAGUGAUCCAAUACCUAGAUGGGCAUAUUGAACCACCAGAGCUACCAGCACACCAGAGCUUCCAAGCACUGGCCUUGAUGCAAAAUGAAGGAUUCGAUUCAUACAUCAUGUCAUAUCCUUCAUCAAAGAGUGUUGGCACAAUGUCAAGCAUUUCAGGAGGAAGAUGA
This is a messenger RNA of Triticum turgidum subsp. durum (durum wheat), 1551 nucleotides long. The record is from the annotation of a GenBank genome assembly. Lineage: Eukaryota; Viridiplantae; Streptophyta; Magnoliopsida; Poales; Poaceae.